Penicillium cosmopolitanum is the source of this 933-nucleotide messenger RNA. RefSeq lists its product as uncharacterized. Gene Ontology annotation, molecular function: protein binding. The transcript has 4 exons. Gene Ontology annotation, cellular component: EMC complex. The record is from RefSeq and is a predicted model, not a curated record. Bases 1 to 933 code for a protein of 310 amino acids. Lineage: Eukaryota; Fungi; Ascomycota; Eurotiomycetes; Eurotiales; Aspergillaceae. Gene Ontology annotation, biological process: protein folding in endoplasmic reticulum.
AUGGGUGCCCCUGUCGAUGUUCGCGAGAUCAAUGGAUCCGACCUGAUCUCUGCCCUCCACCUGGCCCAACAAGCCCCGGCCAUCCUCGGCCCCAAUCCUACGAAAGCGACGACAUCAACUACAGGUACGGCGGAGGAAUACAGUCAACUUGAACAGCUUUUCCUUGCCUGUCUACGAACAGGUGAUGAUCAGUCCGCGCAAGCAUGCCUUGAUCGACUCACCCACCGCUUCGGCCCUGCCAACGAGAGAGUAAUGGGGCUCUGCGGGUUGUACCAGGAGGCAACCGCCAAGGAUCGUGCAGCUCUAGAAAAGUGUCUUGAGGAAUACGAGAAGAUUUUGUCCGAAAGUCCAGUCAAUGCGCCCAUCAUGAAGCGGCGAGUAGCCCUGCUACGCUCCCUCGACCGUCCCACCGAUGCGAUCGCCGCCCUGAUCCAACUACUAGAUGCCCUGCCCACCGAUGCGGAAGCCUGGUGUGAACUGGCCGAUCUAUACCAAUCCCAAGGACUGGGUUCUCAAGCAAUCUUCAGCUUGGAGGAAGCGUUGCUGAUUGCUCCCAACGCCUGGAACAUUCACGCCCGGCUCGGUGAGCUCUUGUACGUCAGCUCUUCGGCUCCCGAUAGCGACGCAUCGCGACUUGGAAGUAAAUCGGUGCAGCAUUUCUGCCGUAGUAUCGAACUUUGUGACGACUACUUACGAGGAUUUUAUGGGUUGAUCCUGGCAACCUCCCGAAUGCUCGAGAACGGGCACGCAGACGAACGCCCAUCGGACCCAACCGUCGCCCCCAAGAAAACGCUAGACCAGUUGAAAGGCUUUGGUCUCCAGCGGCUUAGAGAGAUCGUCGAGUCUCGAUCGGUCGAUGAUCAGCAUUGGGCAUCGAGUCGCAGUGAGCUGAUUGCGGCCAAAGAAUUGCUGAAUCGGUUUGCGUCUUCAUAG